AUGGUUUAUCAAGGAUUUAAAGUUUUAAGAAGAAACCCUACCUUCUACAAUCCUAGAAGUGCUGGUAUGGUUGCUCUCUCAUACUUCGCUUAUAGUUAUUAUGUUAAUAAGUACUACAAGCCCUAAAAUUCUAAUUUCGAAGAAUACAACUCAAGCCAUCCUCAUAAUCAUGAUGAAAAAGUGAGAUAAUAUCAUGAAAAGACUAACUAAGCCAUUAGAGAUGCUGUCUUAGAAAAGCGCGCUGAACAUGAUUAGAGAUUAAGAGAAGAAGCCAAGUUGUGA
Messenger RNA from Tetrahymena thermophila SB210, 282 nucleotides. RefSeq lists its product as hypothetical. NCBI's taxonomy places the organism in Eukaryota, Ciliophora, Oligohymenophorea, Hymenostomatida, Tetrahymenidae. The transcript is spliced from 3 exons. The record is from RefSeq and is a predicted model, not a curated record.